Dictyostelium discoideum AX4 is the source of this 1665-nucleotide messenger RNA. RefSeq names its product amine oxidase (gene maoD). The transcript is spliced from 2 exons. Gene Ontology annotation, molecular function: oxidoreductase activity; monoamine oxidase activity. The record is from RefSeq and is a predicted model, not a curated record. Bases 1 to 1665 code for a protein of 554 amino acids. NCBI's taxonomy places the organism in Eukaryota, Evosea, Eumycetozoa, Dictyosteliales, Dictyosteliaceae.
AUGGAAGAAAAUAUUAUUUUUGAUUGUAUUGUUAUUGGAGCAGGAUUAUCAGGUUUAAAAACAGCAAAUCUAUUAAAAAAUCAAAAUAUAAAUGUUUUGGUAUUAGAGGCAAAAGAUGUAUUUGGAGGUAGAACAGAUUCAAUUCAAUUUGAAAAUUAUUCAUGGGAUAUUGGUGGUCAAUGGGUUGGACCAACACAAUAUAGAAUUAAUGAAUUAAUUAAAGAAUGUAAUCAAAGUAUAUUUCCACAACAACAAAAAGGUAAAAAAGUAUUAGAAAUCAAUGGUAAACUAUAUCGAUACUCAUCAUUAAUACCACCAGUUGGAUUACAAUAUAUAAUUGAAAUUCAAAUUGUAAUGUGGAGAAUUGAUUAUUUAGCCAACCAAAUCAAAGAUUUAAAAAAUAUAUCACAAUGGAAGAAAUGUGAAUAUUAUGAUUCAAUAAGUUUUCAAGAUUGGAUUAAUCAAAAUAUUUUCUUUGAAACUUCAAAGAAAUUAAUUGAAAUUACUAUUUUAGCCAUAUUUUCAAGUCAACCUAAAAAUCUAUCAAUGUUAUUUGUAUUAACCUAUUUUAAAAGUUCUGGUGGUGUAGUUAAAGCAAUGGAAGUUGAAGGUGGUGCACAACAAGAUAGAGUAUUUGGUAGUUCACAUAAUCUUUCAAAAAUUUUAUCAAAAAAACUUUUAUUCCCUUCAAAAUUAACAAAUAAUUCUGGCACUUUUUUUUAUGGUAAUAAUGGUAAUAUCAAAUUAAAUUCUCAAGUUUUUAAAGUUGAACAAGAUUAUAAUAAUCAAAAUCAAAAUCGAAAUGAAAAUAAUGAAAAUAAUGAAAAUAAUUUAAUUAGAAUAUCAAGUAAAAAUGUAAUUACAAAUGAAAUAUCAUAUUAUUUAUGUAAAAAUUUAGUGAUUACAGUACCACCAAAUUUAGCAGAUUCAAUAAUUUAUCAACCUGAAUUACCAAAUGAAAGAAGAUUAUUAACAAAAUCAAUGGAAAUGGGUAAAGUUAUAAAAUUCAUUAUAUUUUAUGAUCAAUGUUGGUGGAGAGAAUUGGGAUUUAGUGGUGAAAUCGUUAAUGAUGGUAGUUCAAUUUCAUUUUGUUAUGAUGGUUCAUUCGAGGAUGGUUCGAAACCAUCGAUUAUUGGUUUCUUUGAGGGUGAUUAUACAGAUGAAUGGUCAAUGAAAUCGGAAUCUGAAAGAAAAGAAGAAGCAAUUAAAAUCAUUUAUAAAAGUUUCAACUCUGAUCAAAGAGCUUUAACUCCAAAACAUUACAUAGAUAAAGAUUGGACAAAAAAUCAAUGGUCAAAAGGUGGUUAUGGUUGUAUCAUUGGUUCAAAUAAAAACUAUCAUAAAUACAAUGAAUCUUUAAGAAAACAAAUUGGUAAUAUUCAUUUCGCUGGUACUGAAACUUCAACUGAGUGGUCUGGAUAUAUGGAGGGAGCACUUGAAUCUGCUGAAAGAGUUUCAAAUGAAAUCAUUCCAAAAUUUAUUCCAAAUUAUAAACCUUUAAUUAAUCAACAACAACAACAACAACAACAACAACAACAACAACAACAACAACAACAACAACAACAACAACAAAAAAUUGGUUUUUUAAAUUCAAUUAUUAUAAUAGUUUCAAUGUUAACAUUUUGUUUUUAUUUGAUUUUUAAUUUAUAUUCAAAUAAAAAAUAA